Molecule: messenger RNA, 1203 nt
Organism: Aegilops tauschii subsp. strangulata
Lineage: Eukaryota; Viridiplantae; Streptophyta; Magnoliopsida; Poales; Poaceae
Product: sphinganine C4-monooxygenase 1-like
Biological process (GO): lipid biosynthetic process
Molecular function (GO): iron ion binding; oxidoreductase activity
Source: RefSeq, a predicted model, not a curated record
AUGGAGCUCGUAUUCUCUGAUGAAGCGUUGGCCAUUGUCGUCCCCAUAGCUGCCUACUGGGUCUACUCCGGCAUGUACAUGGCGCUUGGACGGUCCAUGGACCAGUACAGGCUACACCCAAGGGAGGAGGAGCGCAACAAGAACCUGGUGUCCAAGCGCGACGUCGUCAAGGGCGUCCUCCUCCAGCAGCUCGUGCAGGCCGCCGUCGCCGCCGCCAUUUUCACGCUUCGAGGCGAAAGCACCGGGACGGCCGCCGGCGAAGCACGGCAGCGGACGACCUGGGCCACGUGCCUGACGGUGGCGAUGCAGAUCGUGGUGGGCAUGUCCAUGCUGGACGGGUGGCAGUACGCGUGGCACCGGUACAUGCACCGCAACAAGUUCCUGUACCGGCACGUCCACUCGUGGCACCACCGCCUCGUCGUGCCCUACGCCUUCGGUGCACAGUACAACCACCCCGUGGAGGGCCUCCUCCUCGACACCGUCGGCGGCGUGCUCGCCUUCCUCGCCUCCGGCAUGUCGCCCCGCGUCUCCAUCUUCUUCUUCACGCUCUGCACCGUCAAGGGCGUGGACGACCACUGCGGCCUGUGGCUGCCGGGGAACGUGUUCCGCCUCUGCUUCUGGAACAACACGUUGUACCACGACGUCCACCAUCAGCCGCGCGCUAGCAGAUACAACUUCUCGCAGCCCUUCUUUGUGACGUGGGACAAGGUGUUUGGGACGCACAUGCCCUAUGUGGUCGAGCACAGGCCCCAAGGAGGCCUCCUCGUGCGGCCCAUGGAAGCCCUUAACUAAGCAUAUUGUGUUUCAUAUUUGACUGUAUGUCACAAAGGUAUUUAUCCUUCCCUCAUGCAACCAGGAUGCUACUAUACAUCAGAAAUUGAUAUCCCAAAAAAAGUUCAUAUAUAUAGGAGCAUGUGCAUUUCCUGUCGGCGGUGGUUUGUAAUAUCUGUCAUUCGAGCAUCUGAGCAAUUUCUUCUUGAUGAAACUGGCAUGCUUCAAGGCCUGGCAGAGAAAACAAUUGAUACAUUUCAAUCGCAAUAAGCUGCAUAAAACUAACACCUUGAUUUUCUGUACAACAUGCAGCACCACAUCAGACUAGAUAGUAAAGCUUCAUCUUCUGCAAGCUUCUAUUUGGAGAUCUGUCUCUACAAAAGUCAGAAAACAUCUGCUUCAUUCGUGCUAACCGGAUUAAAAGAAAAUAGU